Messenger RNA from Penicillium cataractarum, 4458 nucleotides. RefSeq names its product FG-nucleoporin NUP159. Gene Ontology annotation, biological process: RNA export from nucleus; protein import into nucleus. Gene Ontology annotation, cellular component: nuclear pore. Gene Ontology annotation, molecular function: protein binding; structural constituent of nuclear pore. The transcript is spliced from 3 exons. Lineage: Eukaryota; Fungi; Ascomycota; Eurotiomycetes; Eurotiales; Aspergillaceae. The record is from RefSeq and is a predicted model, not a curated record. The coding region runs from base 1 to 4458 and encodes 1485 amino acids.
AUGGCGUUCAACUUCGGGUCCUCUGCCAGCCCUGCUGGAAAAGGCGCACCCAAUGUCCUCGAAGAAGUUUACACCGACGACCUCGGCUUUAAAGGCAUCUCUGGUGAUGCCAAUAUCCGCUUCCUCCCCACCCCUUGGCCUCAAGACGCCCUCCCAGCCCCAAAUACCUCUCUUCUAGCUGUCGCGCAGACGAAAGCUCUUGUUGUUGGUGCGGGCCCGGAUUGUCUGGUUGUCGCCACCACCGAGUCCAUCAGGAGAGCCAUCGAGGCUCCUUCUCCCGGCGAAGAAAAAGAGCAAACGAAGCCAUUCCAACCGCAUGCGACAAUCCCGCUUCCAGCCCGCCCAACACAUGUUGCCUUCACUGCGAACGACGAUGCGUUGAUCAUCGCGACAGAGAACGGUUCUCAGAUCACAGUAUUUCAGACGAAUGCUUUGUUACAGGGCAACGCGCAACCAGCUUUAUCCGUCCCAACAAACGGCGUAUCGAUACGAUCACUUGCGCCAAAUCCAGAUCCUACUUCGACCUUUGUUGCCUUGGUCACGACCAAUGGUGAACUCCUCGUCGCAGAUCUGAAGGCAGGAAACUUGAUCUCGGGCGCCAACGGACCGAUCCUGCGCAACGGUGUUAGCUGCGUUGCAUGGAGUAAUAAGGGAAAACAGCUUGUGGCUGGUAUGGCGAACGGAACGGCGGACCAGAUGACCCCAGACGGGACGAAUAAGGAUCAAAUUCCUCGUCCCUCUGAUCUCGAGGAGGAGUGUCAUGUCUCGUCGAUCGGAUGGCUGGAGAACGAUAUCUUCUUCAUGGUCUAUACUCCGAAUGCCCCGGAAGACGAUAUGGGGAUUCCACCGUCAUAUUUUUACAUCAUUACACGACGAAAGCAGGAACCCUUUUUGAUCCAGAAGUUGCCAGACAUCUGUUCGACCGUGGGAUUCAUGAUGCCACGUUCGCCAGCAUACCAGUUCAUCGUCCGGCUGCGUGACUAUAAGCCACAUAUGAAGGAUGUGUUGAUCGUCGCGUCAACUGCCUCGUCUGACAUUGGGCUCAUCGUUCGAUCUGACAAGCAGCUAGAUAAGAAUCCCGCCGGCCAAUUUGCGCUAGUCGGUGUUAGCGACGACAGUAAAAGGGCAUCCGUUCCGCUGAUGAAUGGCGAUGAGACCUCGGUGAUUGGCCUGGCUGCUGAUUUGUCGAGCAGCGAGAAUGUUCUCUCACCCAUCCUGGGAGAGGAUAUUCAGGAGACUGCCACACCCCUGCCGGCUCUAAUGCUCUUAAACAAUGAAGGCAUCCUCGCGUCCUGGUGGUUCAUAUACACGGAAUCUAUUCGCCAGAACAUCCCAUACUCUGGCCUCGUGUCAGCCAGCCAACCGCCAGUUAGACCCUCUCAACCUCCUGCUGCACCUCCACAGCCGACUCCGGCUCCGGCUCAACAGCAGCCCUCAUUUGGUCAGCCUUCAUUCGGCACACCGUCACCAUUUAGCUCUUCUGGCUUUGGCAAACCUUCGGGUGGUGCUACAUUUGGAAGCCCCUCCACAAUGGGUGCAACAGCCUUUGGAAAGCCAUCCGCUCCUUCAUUUGGAAGCCCUUCAGGCCUCGGUAGUAGUGCAGCCCCGGCAUUUGGGAAACCUUCAUUUGGCUCCGGAACUGCGUUUGGCCAGACCAGCUCUCCCGGACAGCCAGCGUUUGGCAAGUCAGGUUUUGGUGCGGUCAGUUCGCCCUCGCCAUUCGGGCAGCCUAGCACUCCAGGCAAGAGUCUCCUGGGUUCCGGAACCGGUACAAGUGGCGGUGGAUUUAGCUCUUUCUCAGGAGGUGCUGGAGCAGGUGGGUUUGCUGGGUUUGCGGCUGCAAAACCAGGAGAUUCGCCUUUCGCAAAGGCUUCAGGUGACAACGCAUUCUCAAAGGCAUCACCCUCGCCCUUCGGAGCCAAGCCCUCAAGUGACACGGCUUUCCCGCCGGCACCGACCAAUGAGGUGAAGAAUCCUUUCGGAUCUGGAUCUACUGGUGGUUUCGUUCUUGGUUCCUCUUUCAAGGCUGAUGGUACGGCUGCAACUGAUCUGUCUAAACCGGAGAAGCCUUCAUCGGGUGCGCUAUCUUUUGGCGGAUUUGGCGAGUCGAUCUCUCUUUCGGAGAAACCAAGCACUCCUGCAGAGUCAAUGGAUGACUCGGAGGACACAACUGCGGCUGAACCGGCCAAGAUUGAGCCAGUUUCUCUGUUUGGAAGACCAAGCAAACCCGCAGCCCCGGCUCCAUCGUUGUUUGGUACACAGGCAACGCAACCUGUUAAGUCGCCGCCUCCUCUUGAGACAAACAAGUCGAGCUCGGGUUUCUCCAUCUUUGGCACCACUUCUGCUACCACUCCCCAGUCUCCCUUCCAACCCUCUUCCCAGACACUGGUCACUAGUCCUCUAUCCGCACCUUCAGACGUAACGGCCACCCCAAUGAAGGAGCCUUCCGUUACCACUCCUACGCUCUCCUCUCUCGAGGCACCGUUGCCUCCUGACCCUACCAGCAGGGCCAGUUACGCUCCAGGAGACACGUCAGCUUCGUCCAACGUCUCAAAAAGCUCUGUUGAGGAUGCUCCCCUUCCCCCAGAUCUCGUCUCGGCGAAGAAGCCCUCUUCCCUCUUUGGCGAUGCACCCUUGCCGCCUGACUUUGUCACUCAGAAGAAGCCUGUUCCAGAGGUCGAUGAUGCACCACUGCCUCCAGACUUUGUGAGGAAACCGAUCAAGUCAGAGAGCCCACCGCCUGGAAUUCCGGACGAGCUUCCUGAAGAGGCGCCCUUGCCCCCCGACCCGAUUGCUUUCAAGGCAAAGACCAUGCCCGUAGAAGAGGCAGUUCCUAUUCCCGACGGCUCAGAUGCCGAGUCCCAGGAUGCAGACGAGUCUGACUUCAGCGACAGCGGCGAGGAAAUUACGCAUGCCGAGACGAAGAUACCAAGCCCUAAGCUGUCGGAGGCAACUUCCUUUGGCGGUCUCUCUGAUAAGAGCUCUACUGGUGGACUCUUUAGUGGGUUCUCGAAGGCUGCGCCCAAAGAGGAACCGAGCCGCGGUCCGCGACAGCUGUUUGGCGAAAUUUCCAAGCAGCCCAUCUUGCCGCCUCCAGGCCGUGAGCCCUUCCGCUCACCUAGCCCCACUCGCAUCAACUCGCACAAGGGCACGAUGUUCUCCCGGAAACCCGAGGGCCGACAAGCCGGAAGUGCCUUGGCCUCUAGAAAGGCUUCCUUGAGUCAGGUUGUUCAGCGCGAGAAUCAGCGCAGAAAGUCCAGUGACGCUGCUCGCCAGGACCGGGCUCGCGCCGAGGCUGCCGCCCUACGUCGAGCAGAGGAAGAGGUCCUUGCUCUUUCCGACGACGACGAAGACGAAAUGCUUCGUGCUGAUCUUGCUCGCCCGGUUGAGCCAGUCGCUACGCUUGAUCCGUUCCUCCCCCAUCAGAACUACACUGGUGACACGGUUAAGCCCGGCAUUCCUGGAAUGAUUGAGCGACUCUACCGUGAUAUCAACUCCAUGGUCGACACACUGGGCAUCAAUGCUCGCUCGCUGGAAUCGUUCCUGCUAUUCCAGCAGCCGGCCGAAAGCUCGGACGCGGACAAGUGGGUUGAAGUCUUGCAGAGUGACGAACCUGCCAAUGUCCUUGAUGAGGAGACAUUCCUCCAGGAUAUCAGUAACUUCGAGGAUGUGGUUGCGGCAAUUUCCCAAUCUCUUGACGAACAGCGUCUCCAAGGUGUGGGGGAGAAGCUGGACGAGUGCCGAGAGCUGCUCACCAAGGAGAUCGUGACUCUGCGCGGUCAAUUUUCCAGCAUUCGCAAGACCCUUGACGCGCUGACUGACACCGGUGUGAUUUUGUCGGCCCCACUUUCUGCUGAACAAGCUACUCUUCAGCAUGAUCUUCGGACCGCGUUCACGAACCUCCAAGCUAAGAUGGCAGAACUUGAGCAAGGUGUUUCCAUGCUGCGGGCCAAGAUGGCUGACAUUCCACGCCCCAACGGAACUGGCAGCGGCUCUCGGAAGCGUCCCACCGUGGAAGCCGUCUCUUCGACCAUUGCCACUAUGAUGAGCAUGGCCGAGAACAAGAGCAGCGAUAUUGAUGUUCUUGAGGCUCAGCUGAAGAAGCUUGGUGUCGACACCUCGUCUUCUCGUCCCGUCAGCCGGGAAGGAUCCCCAUUCACCACCCCCCGCAAGAAUCUUGCUCGUUUCCCAGCUACACCGGGCUCGCGCGGCUCUAUUGAAGGCAGUGCUUACCACACCCCGGAGUCUGCUUCUCGCGACUUGAACUUCCGGGCUAGUAUCAACGGCUCCGCAAAGCAUAGCCGCCUGCGGAGCGUCGAUAUCGCGGGACCGGUUGCUAUUCGAGAAGAAAGCUCCCAGUGGAAAGUUAAAACUCAACGCCGGAAGCAACUGGUUGGCAAUUUGAAGGACGCCAUCGACAAGAAGGAGAAGAAGGUUCGGGGAGUUGAUGACUUUUAG